GACACUAUCUAGCUAGCAAGGAGGGCUAUAGUAGUGUUCUCUACUUGCAGUAUAAAGCCAGCAAUAGUGAGGCAAUAUUAUAUUGCGAGAUGGAGAAGUUGAGUGUGGAAGUAAAACCUGAAGAGGGUGAUGAGAUGAAAUGGGUUAAUGAUUCUUCAGUGGAUCACAAAGGCAGGGUUCCACUCAGAGCUUCAACUGGUUCUUGGAAAGCAUCUCUCUUUAUUAUUGGAAUUGAGACAAGCGAGAGGUUGAGCUACUUUGGAAUAGCAACAAGCUUGGUCCUAUACCUCACAAAGGUUAUGCAUCAAGAUCUCAAAACUGCAGCAAGGAAUGUGAACUACUGGUCUGGUGUCACUACUUUGAUGCCAUUGUUUGGGGGAUUCAUAGCCGAUGCAUACAUGGGCCGUUACUCCACUGUGUUUGCAUCAAGCAUUGUUUAUCUCAUAGGAUUGGUUCUCCUUACUCUAUCUUGGUUCUUACCAGGCUUAAAGCCGUGUGAUCAUACAGCCAUGUGCAAUGAACCAAGGAGAAUUCAUGAAGUGGUUUUCUUCUUGGCCAUUUACUUAAUAUCUAUUGGAACAGCAGGGCACAAACCCUCUUUAGAGAGCUUUGGAGCUGAUCAAUUUGAUGAGGAUCAUGUUGAAGAACGGAUGCAAAAAAUGUCAUUUUUCAAUUGGUGGAAUUGUGCACUCUGCAGUGGUCUUAUUCUGGGAGUGACCCUUAUUGUUUACAUACAAGACAACAUAAACUGGGGAGUUGCUGAUAUUAUCUUCACUGUGGUCAUGGCUCUCUCAUUACUCAUCUUCAUUAUAGGAAGGCCAUUUUAUCGUUAUAGGGUACCAACUGGGAGUCCCUUGACUCCAAUGUUGCAGGUUCUUGUUGCUGCCAUUUCCAAAAGAAAGCUUCCUUACCCUUCUAAUCCUGCCCAAUUGUAUGAGGUCCCCAAGACUCUUAGCAACAAUACAAGAUUUCUUUGCCACACUAAUAAACUCAAAUUUCUUGACAAGGCAGCAAUUGUUGUUGAUGAUGGGAAUUCAGCAGAGAAGCAGAGUCCAUGGAAUCUAGCAACCGUAACCAAGGUUGAAGAAAUGAAGCUUAUUAUCAAUAUGAUCCCCAUUUGGGUAUCUACCAUACCAUUCGGUAUAUGUGUGGCACAGACAUCUACAUUCUUUAUCAAACAAGGUGCUACAUUGAACAGGAAGAUUGGUAAUGGGUUUGAGAUUCCUCCAGCUUCAAUCUUCACAGUUGCAGCCUUUGGGAUGAUACUUUCUGUGGCCAUAUAUGACAAGAUUCUUGUACCUGUGUUAAGAAGGCUAACUGAAAAUGAGAGAGGAAUCAACAUCCUUCAGAGGAUUGGUUUUGGAAUGCUUUUCUCUAUUACUACAAUGAUAGUAGCAGCUUUUAUAGAGAAAAAAAGGCUUGAAGCUGUUGAGAGGGAUCCAAUGAAGGGUUCAUUAACAAUGAGUGUCUUUUGGUUGGCACCACAAUUUCUUAUUAUUGGUUUUGGUGAUGGGUUUACACUAGUGGGUUUGCAAGAGUAUUUCUAUGACCAGGUACCAGACUCUAUGAGAAGCUUAGGCAUAGCAUUUUACCUAAGUGUUAUUGGGGCAGCAAAUUUCCUAAGUAGUAUGUUGAUAACAAUUGUUGAUCAUAUAACAGAGAAGAGCGGGAAGAGUUGGUUUGGUCAGGAUUUGAAUAGUAGUCGCUUGGACAAGUUCUAUUGGCUAUUGGCAGCAAUAACCACAACCAAUUUGUUCUUCUUUGUGUUUUUUGCCCGAAGAUAUUCCUACAAAAAUGUGCAAAAGGUGGCAGUAGCUGAUUGCUAUGAAGUCAAAAGUGAUUGUGGUGGUGUAGAAAAUAAAGUUUAAGUUCAUUAGUUCAAUUUUAAUUACUAAGGUCACUUAAACUACAAAAGCAAAAUGUAAAAUGUUCCAUGUAGAAUGAAUAUAUUUAUUCUGUUUAAUAUUAUUCCAUGUUAUUCUCCCACCC
Messenger RNA from Abrus precatorius (Indian licorice), 1989 nucleotides. Its product is annotated as protein NRT1/ PTR FAMILY 5.6. Gene Ontology annotation, molecular function: tripeptide transmembrane transporter activity; dipeptide transmembrane transporter activity. Bases 90 to 1868 code for a protein of 592 amino acids. NCBI's taxonomy places the organism in Eukaryota, Viridiplantae, Streptophyta, Magnoliopsida, Fabales, Fabaceae. The transcript has 4 exons. The record is from RefSeq and is a predicted model, not a curated record. Gene Ontology annotation, cellular component: membrane. Gene Ontology annotation, biological process: transmembrane transport; dipeptide transport.